Protopolystoma xenopodis is the source of this 663-nucleotide messenger RNA. Lineage: Eukaryota; Metazoa; Platyhelminthes; Monogenea; Polystomatidea; Polystomatidae. The record is from the annotation of a GenBank genome assembly.
AUUGUUGGUUCAAGAUUAUAUGCUUUCGUCGGAUUGACGCCCUUACGCCGAGCUUGCCUACUUCCUCCUUUUCCUACCCUCGCCCGCUCGCCAGCCUCCAGAAGGGCUCAAUUCGUCUACGAACGCAAGUCUCGUGAUCUCAUCUCCGGUGCCAGCACGUUUCGUGUGAUGGCCGACUACUUAAAUCGUGUGGUCGUAGACACUUUGCUUGCUUUUCAGUAUCCGAUGGUGCGAAAGCUGAUUGAGAAGAGUUGGUACUUCAAGCCGCUUUCGCGUUGCCUCCUCCUCUUUUCCGACAAAUCGCUUCACCUCAUCCUCCAUGAUCCCGUCGCAGGCCUUCCGUCUCAUCAGAUCUUCGCCUACCACGAUUUGGGCUGCUACUACCUGUUCGGAGCAGGACAACAGCGCUAUCUGGUCCUCUGCAUCGUUGACCAGGGUGAAGGUGCAUUUGGCUUCCUCGAAUUCUUCCGCCUCCAGAACCACACGACGGCGAUUCAAUUGAGGCAACUGUUUGCCCGUUUCGGCCUCAUCAAUGGUCAGCGCAUGGCAGAGAGGGGAGACGAUCCUGACUUUCUCGAUGACCAUUAUCGUAAGUUGCGGUUGUGGUACAGGACCAACCGAACUCAUAUUUUCUUGUGCCCUAAUGCUGGUCUGUCUCUUUAG